UUCUCCUUCCCUCAAAACUUAAAAAGCGUUUUCUAGGGCUCUCUGUCUCUCUUCUUCUACACUACACAUAACUCGAAUUAAACCGCUGUCGUUUCGACCCAUCCUUCUUCCCAAUUCGCCGAAAUGAAGCUCACUGUAAAGACUCUCAAGGGCAGCCAUUUCGAGAUUAAGGUUCAGCCUUCCGAUACGGUUAUGGCUGUCAAGAAGAACAUAGAAGAUGUACAAGGAAAAGACAAUUACCCUUGUGGGCAACAGUUGUUAAUUCACAAUGGUAAAGUGUUGAAAGAUGAGACAACUUUAGCUGAUAAUAAAGUCUCUGAAGAUGGUUUUCUUGUUGUUAUGCUUAGCAAGAGUAAAACAUCGGGCUCAGCUGGGGCUUCAUCUGCUCAGCCUGCUUCCACCACUCCAUCAACAACUGCACCGAGCUCCAAUUCUACACCUGCACCAGAAACCUCUGCACAAGCACCGGCUCCAAAGACCACCACAUCUGCUUCUGAUGCGACAACAGCUGAUGCGAAUACUGAUACCUAUGGUCAAGCUGCUUCAACGUUAGUUGCUGGAAAUGAUCUUGAGCAGACAAUUCAAGAAAUAAUGGAUAUGGGUGGUGGAACCUGGGACAAAGAAACUGUUACUCGUGCUCUUCAAGCAGCUUAUAAUAACCCAGAGCGAGCAGUGGAUUACUUGUACUCUGGCAUUCCUGAAACGGCCGAAGUUGCUGUGCCGGUGGCUCGCUUUCCGGCAAGUCAGGCAAGUGAAACUGGUGCAGCAGAAGAUCCACCGGUGUCUGGAGCACCUAAUUCCUCUCCGUUGAAUAUGUUUCCCCAGGUAAACUUUUAG
Molecule: messenger RNA, 837 nt
Organism: Pistacia vera
Lineage: Eukaryota; Viridiplantae; Streptophyta; Magnoliopsida; Sapindales; Anacardiaceae
Product: ubiquitin receptor RAD23b-like
Exons: 7
Coding region: 124-837 (237 amino acids)
Biological process (GO): proteasome-mediated ubiquitin-dependent protein catabolic process; nucleotide-excision repair
Cellular component (GO): nucleoplasm; cytosol
Molecular function (GO): ubiquitin binding; polyubiquitin modification-dependent protein binding; proteasome binding
Source: RefSeq, a predicted model, not a curated record